Pristis pectinata (smalltooth sawfish) is the source of this 5467-nucleotide messenger RNA. RefSeq names its product Yip1 domain family, member 6 (gene yipf6). Gene Ontology annotation, biological process: endoplasmic reticulum to Golgi vesicle-mediated transport. The record is from RefSeq and is a predicted model, not a curated record. Lineage: Eukaryota; Metazoa; Chordata; Chondrichthyes; Rhinopristiformes; Pristidae. Bases 69 to 815 code for a protein of 248 amino acids. The transcript has 7 exons. Gene Ontology annotation, cellular component: membrane; trans-Golgi network.
CUUUACGCGCGGGUUAAUGACGCAUUUGAUGGCGUCACAAUAGUUGGGAGCUGUUGACUGUCGCGAGGAUGACGUCGCCACUGGUCUCCACGUCAGCUGGGCCAAAGAUGGCGGAGGCGGAGAGUGAAUCCAAACAGCCGCUGUUUUCAGAUUUGGCUGAUGUGUCGAUAUCAAAUGAUGUCCCUGUGGAGGGGCAAAUCACAGUUCCUGUUAAUUCCCAGUCACAAGAGGAUGACUACUCCACUCUGGAUGAACCUGUCAAGGAAACAAUUAUGCGAGAUCUAAAGGCUGUUGGGAAGAAGUUUGUUCAUGUUAUGUACCCUAGAAAGAGCAGUACUCUCCUUAGAGACUGGGAUCUAUGGGGUCCUCUCAUUCUAUGUGUUUUGCUAGCAAUGUUGUUACAGGGGAGCUCUGUUGAAAAUAAGCACGAUGGAGGCCCACAGUUUGCUGAGGUGUUUGUCAUUGUGUGGUUUGGUGCAGUCAUCAUUACAUUAAAUUCCAAACUGCUUGGAGGCACGAUCUCCUUCUUUCAAAGUCUGUGUGUGCUGGGCUAUUGCAUAUUACCACUCACGGUAGCUUUGAUAAUCUGCUCUCUCAUUCGGUUGGCUCCACACUCGAGCACUUCGGAAAUCCCGAUGGCAGUGGUUAUAAUUCGCUUUAUUAUCGUGCUGGCUGCAUUUGGCUGGUCAACAUUCGCCUCAACAGCAUUUCUGGCUGAUAGCCAGCCACCAAAUCGCAAGGCCCUUGCUGUUUACCCAAUAUUUCUUUUCUACUUUGUGAUCAGUUGGAUGAUCAUCUCCAAUGCAUCUGCAUGAGGGGCAAAUUAUCUUCAAAGUGAGGACGAUGAAACAUGAAUGAUUUAAAAUCAUUUCUGUAUGGUUUUUGGAGACUGUUUAUUUGAGAGGCAGCCCGCUAUGCAGCAGAGGGAUCAAGAAUUCAUUGAUAUUUAGUUUGUAUAUUAUUGAAUGUACAGUGAUUCUUACAACCUGUAAAAGAGGUGAUUAAUUGAACUGUUGGACUCUGGGGGAAAUUUAUUAAUUGAAGCUGUGGAAUUGCAGUUAGAGACUCUUAGAGAACAGAAUUAUAUUAUUCUUUUGGUUCUAUGCAUUAGAUUAUUUUUUCUCAAAUGUGAAAGAAUUUAACAGGAAUUGAAAUCUGAUUAUCUACUCCCAAAACAUUUUUAAUUUAUUGUGUUACAUGAAGGUUGUAUUUAAGAAGGUUGAUUUGAGUUUUCUGUUGGAAUUUACUUGGAAACUUCCUUAAAUGCAUUACUCAAGCUAAACAUACAGACCAUUAAGAUCCAAGUUUCCAUCGUGGUCCAAACUAAGGUAGCUGACCUCAGCUGAUACACCAGUAGAUAUUAUUUAUUGGCCUUGCUGUGAUUAACUAAAUAGUGGGAAGUCAGGCAUAAUCUGUUGACCAAUCAGCGACCUUUACGAUCUACGUGUCAGGAUAGGUGAGAAGUUGAUAAAUCUGGUGAAUUUUACUACCUUAGUACAUACAUGGAAUGGAAAUUUUUACUAUGUGUUGGGGGAUCUUGGUUGCACACAGUUAUACCCCGUGAAUAUUUGGUGCCUUCCAGAUAUGGAUAAAUUGGGAAUGGAAUGUUUUGUUUGGAGGUGCCAUUCUGCUGUGAUACAUGGGGCAAAGUUGAAAAAGUAUGAACUUGACCUGGAUACAGAGCCAGGUUAAAUAAUUGGAGUGGAGGUUCUAUUCAACACUUAUGGGAUGGAAAUUGGAAAAUUAAACAUCCUUGCAUCUUUGGAUUUUUUAAAAAUCUGUACCAUUUUAGAUGUACAAUUUCACUGUCACCUCUUCUGAAUCAAAGAUAAGUAAAAGUUCUUUCUUCAAGAAAACCUGUAGGAUUAAUAUGCCAGUCUAUGGUAUGAUUCAUUCUCAAGAAACUGUCACUCUCUGAGAUGAGAACUUGAGAAACUUUGAAUAAUAUAGAGCAAAACAGGCUUUACUGGUCCAAUAGAACCAUUUUGUUGGCAAUUUUUCUGAAGACCAUUGUGCAUAUUUUGAAAAUGAAAUCAUUGAAAACUUCUCCUUUCACUUAUGGAGUCACGGUGAAGGGCUGAGUAAUACACCCAUCACACACUAAUGGUUUAUAAGCCAUGUCUUUUUGUUGCUGUGAGGAUCAAUGUGAAAUGAGUAUUGGGGGUGCCAAUUCAGUGCCUCAUCUCCACGAGUCUAAAGCACAAUGCUAAUCUGUAUUUAAAGUUGGAAACUCCUCCUCAGAGAUUUCCAGAAUGGAAGAAUUGCCACACGGUUACAAGACACCUCUGUACUGCAUUGUUGGAGCAGAGCAAAUCUGAUGUAGGAGAUUCUAAGAUCUGAAGUGGAAAUUUUAGCACUUUCUUCAUUAACGUACAAAGUGGAGCUUAUGUUAACAUUCCACUUAAUCACAUUGAAAUUUGUAUGUGUAAUUCUGGGUAAUUGUUUUAUGUGCUAGCACAUCAGCAACUGUUUUCUAGAACAUGCACUACAAUUUUUGAUUAUACACAGUGGUUUGUUUUAUCAGUUGUUUCAGUAUUCCAUAGGCACUAAAUAAUGGUAUUUCAUUAAUGACUGCUGCCAGAAUAACUUUGAAUGGGGAAGCUUUGUGUAACAAUGUAAGGAUUGUUGAACUUUAUUGCAGCCAAACUACUAAAGGGUGUAGAAAAAGCAAGCCUUAAUAUAGAAAGACAACCUACUAUAUAAGGGCACAAUUGAAAAAUGUAGAUGAACUGAGAUAUUUUGGUGUUCAGAGCUUUAAAGGUGCACCACAGUUGAUAAAUAAAUUAUUUGUUUCCAUAUUCUGCCAUUUUAUGUUGAAACACAAAGAAACCAUUCUAUAACUUUAUACCACACUAGUAAAUCCUCAAUUGGAAUAUAGUGGAUAAUCCAGACAGGAAUGAUGUGAAGGCCUUAGAAGGGGUACAGAGGAGAUCUAUCUGGAUGUUUCCAGGGAAUGUGACUUCAAUUAUGAGAAGUUGGAAGAUUUAAGACAGAUAAAAUUACAAGGUGACCUAAUAAAUGUUUUUAAGGUGUCAGAGUUUUGAUGGAAUUGGUAGAGAAAAAAAACUGGCUAAGAUGUCAAAGAUUAAAAUUCAAUGCUAAAAUAUCUGAAGGGAGAUGAGGAAGGAUAUGUUGCUGUUGUUUGGAUCUGGAAUACCUUAUGUGAAAAGAUGGUGGAUCUUCUGAAAAUAUAUUUAAGGAAGAGUUGGUUAGCCAGUUGACAUGAGCAAAUAACAAGGUUAAGAUCAAAAGCAGAGCUGUGAGAAUAAGCAUGAUGGUCCUUCCACUGUCCACGAGCACGUCUUCUCCAACCAUUCCAUGAUCUCUAAGUUUGCAUAGAUCUAACUUUGGAUUGAGAUGUAUUUAUCUGCUGUGUAAACUAUAAAUUGAUUUAAUAUGUUUUUAUUAAUCAGAGUUUCAUCCUGAGGCAGAUUAAGCAUAUAACAGAUUUGAGAACAGCAAUCGCUUGUCUUUUGUCAUGGGACAGAAAUUUCAUAACUACAGUGACAUCCUGUGGAAGGAAUAAAACUUCUAUUCCCUGAAACCUAUCUAUACAUGUAAAGAUAAAUUACUUGAAUAUAUUUUGUUUAUUUAGGAGCUUAGAAACCAGAAGGGGCCAUUUGUCCACUCAAGUGUGCUCCACCAAUCAUUUAGGUCUUUACAUCAAUUUUUUUUAACUUGAUGUAUUCUAAAUUAGUUAAUAUUCUUGUUUAACAAAACUCUGACCUUCAUCUUGAACAAUUCAACAAUAUUUUAGGGAGAGAGAUCCAGAUUUCCCCUAUGCUUUAUAUGGGAGAAAGAAACCGCUUUCUUAAUUCAAUCCAAUUUUAAAUUCCUUUUACCAUAUUGAAAUUUUUAAUUCAAUUUAAGGUUAAAUUCCAAUAUUUUGUGGUUAUCCUGGACUCCCCCAGCAGAAAAAAAUUGUGUUUCGCCUUAAUUGUCCAAAUCCAACUGAAUAGUAACAAAAUUAAAUAAAGUGUUCUCAUGAAGUAACCCUUUAACCUUGGUAUAAUUCUAGUGGGUGUGCAUUCCUGGAUGCCUACAUCUGUUUGCUCCUCUAGAGCUUUUAAUCUCUCACCGUUUCAAAAGUAUCGUACUUGCCUCUUUUGGCUCCAGUUAUAAACAUUUUCUCAUUGUAAAGUUUUGCAUAGCAGAAAUCCCGAUCUCUCUCCCAAAACAAACUGUUGAAAUGUUCAAGAUGAAGGUCAGCGGAGUUUUGUUAAACAAAAAUGUUAACUGUGUUGCUGAAUAUUCCUGUGGCUCCAUGGUCAUGAUGAUGUAAAAGACUUAGAAUUGACACUGAAUAAUAAAAAAAAUUUUGCACUUAAUGCCGUUGAAUGGUGGAAUUACACCUCCCUUCAUCACUCGUGUGUUUGAUAAUUUUUUCCAUUAAAUAACAGCUGUAUCCAAGUUCCUUUCUAGUGGAAGAAAAUCUGGGGAAAGAAUUGGCUAUAUUUGAUGACUUGGACAAAAGAGUUCAUGAAGCAAAUUUUCUUGCAUCAACCUGGUCAAAGCCAUUAUAGAGGAUGAGGAAAAUUAUUCUUGCAACACAGUUUCAAUGAUGGCUACAUAUAGGAUGUAACCUUAUCAAUAAUUGGGAACACGUUCAAUAAACUUGUGGUUUGUCAUAUCCUUAAAUAGUGACACUUGAACUGUAAAGACCCAGUGCAUUGAGUUGCAUCUGUUGAGAAUUUUUUGAACUAUUAUAUCAUUAAUAUUGGAUGCACUGGUUGAUUUUGUUUUUUUGGUGCUGGUGACUUAUGAGUAUGACCGACAUUGCUUAUUUCCAUCCCCCAGCCAUCCUUACAGCGUAUUGGCACCAAUAUGGUAAAUAUGCUGGGGACAACAUUGUAGAUGAAAACUGAAGAUAUGACCAAUAAAGUUGGUUAGUGAGGUGGCACGUGACAGGGUUGGUUUCAAUUUCCAGAUAUUCUAUGUUAUUUUUCUUCUGUUUUUUCUGUGCGGAGGAGGGAUGGGUAGGGAUCAGGACUUUCCUUUCUACAAGUAUGGAAUCAAGAUAAGAAUCUGUAAGUUGUGCAACAAAUGGGGAUGGUGCCUCUGGUAUUUGCAGGGAGUCUUUUUGAAUUUCUGAAGCCUUAAUGCAACUUGAAAUUUUUGUUGUAAAUACUUGCACAUUGUGUGUUUGUAGAUUUACUACUCCAGGAUGGGAAAUAAUUUUCUCCCUCUUAUUUGUCUGCUUUUAAUGUAAGUGUUUGCUUUUAAUGUGGUUGAAUCUGGAGCUUUCUUUUUGUUUUGGUUUGCACUUGUCUUUGGGGGGAAAAUGUGCAGCUUUUCAACUGCUUUAAUACAGAUGGAAAUAAGAAAAGAAACUUUGUUGCUGUGUUCUAUUGCAAUACACCCUCAAGAAGAUCAAAUUCUUGCUACCUAGAUGGACAUGCACAAAAAAGAUUGUGUUCACUUUCACUUCCGAAUCCCACUGGUGGUUCAGUUGCACAAUAUAAUGUUU